AUGGCUGAAUUCUUGCUACCUGGUACCAACAACUUCCGUAGGUUCACUCAGGAAUCCUUGGCAGCAAUCAAAAAGAGAAUUGCUGCCAAAAAGAAUUGUCGAAGAAAUACCAUAGAGCAGAAACCUAAGGAGAAACCACGUCCUCAACUUGACCUGAAAGCUUUCCAGAAGUUGCCAGCUCUCUAUGGAAAUCCUCCUCCAGAGCUCAUUGGGGAACCACUGGAGGAUCUCGACCCAUACUACAAAGAUCACAAGAUUUUCAUAGUGCUAAACAAGCAGAAAACAAUCUACAGAUUUACUGCUACACGUGCCCUGUGGAUCUUCAGUCCCUUCCAUCCAAUACGAAGAAGAGCAAUUAAAAUUUUAGUACAUUCACUGUUCACCUGGUUUAUCAUGUGCACCAUUGUAACUAAUUGUGUAUUCAUGGCUCUGACAGAGUCAUCCAAGUCUUCAUCAUCUUCAUGGAACACAUAUGUUGAAUUUACUUUCACUGGCAUUUACACUUUUGAAUCAUUGAUAAAAAUAUUGGCAACAGGAUUCUGUCUAAAUGAAUUCACUUUCCUUCGGGAUCCCUGGAACUGGUUGGAUUUCACCGUUAUCGUCAUGGCGUAUGUGGGAGCAUUUAGUGACUUGGGGAGUGUGUCAGUCCUCAGGACUUUCAGGGUUCUCAGAGCUUUAAAAACCAUUUCAGUAGUCCCAGGGCUCAAGAUCAUUGUAGGAGCACUUAUCCAGUCUGUUAAGAAACUUGCUAAUGUGAUGAUCCUGACUGUUUUCUGCCUGAGUGUUUUUGCCCUCAUAGGCCUCCAGCUUUUUAAGGGCAAUCUCAGGCAAAAGUGUAUCAGGAACACGACAGAGUUUUGUAAUAAAACAUGGGAAAGUUAUGAAAAGUUUGUUAAUGAUUCAGAUGACUUUGCUAGGAAAAAUGGUACAGUGGAUAUUUUGCUGUGUGGUCCUGGUGCUGGAGACUGUCCUCCUGGCUAUAAAUGCUGUAAAAUUGGGCCAAAUCCCGAUUAUGGUUUCACCAGUUUUGAUACAUUUGGCUGGGCUUUUCUUUCCUUAUUCCGCCUGAUGACCCAGGACUGCUGGGAGCGUCUGUACCAACAGACCCUCAGAGCUUCUGGGAAGGUGUAUGUAGUCUUCUUCAUGAUGGUCAUCUUUCUGGGCUCAUUUUAUCUAGUCAACUUGAUUCUGGCUGUAGUAACCAUGGCAUAUGAGGACCAGAACAAAGCCACCAUUGCUGAAACUGAGGCAAAGGAAAGGAAAUUUCGAGAAGCUAUGGAACUACUGCAGAAGGAGCAAGAGUCGUUGGGUAUUAAAGGGAUUGAUAUCCUGUCACUUAGCUCCUUUGAGGCCUCUUCUCUGUCACCCAAAGAAAUCAAAGAAAGGAGCAAUAGGAAAAAGAAAAAUAAGUCAUUGGGGAGAGAAGAUAAGGAGGAAGAAGAACUCCCCAAGUCACAGCUCCCAGACAGUCAACGAAAGUUGCCAGCUGUGCACGAUGAGAGCAGCAUGAUGCAUUUACCUCCUCAUCUGUCAGCGGAGUACUUUAAUGAGGCUUUUCAGAGACAAAGGGCAGCAAGUGUAGUCAGCAUAAUUACCAGUGUCUUGGAAGAACACGAAGAAGCUCAGCAGAAAUGCCCACCACGCCUGAAGAACUUUGCUUUAAAGUAUCUAAUUUGGGACUGUUGCCCACUUUGGUUGAGACUCAAGGAAAAAGUGGCUGCUUUUAUAAAGGAUCCUUUUUUUGAUCUCACCAUCACGAUUUGCAUUGUGAUGAACACUUUGUUCAUGGCACUGGAGCACAAUAAUAUGUCACCUACUUUUAAAUUCAUGCUUAAAAUAGGCAACUUGGUUUUUACAGGAAUCUUCAUUGCAGAAAUGAUCUUAAAAGUCAUUGCUCUAGAUCCCUAUUACUAUUUUCAGCAGCCCUGGAAUAUUUUUGACAGUGUCAUUGUCACACUGAGUUUAAUUGAACUGAGUUUCCCCAAAAACAAAAACAAGAAGGAAAGGCAAAAAGGAGGAACCCUGUCAAUUUUACGAUCCUUCAGACUGCUGAGGGUCUUCAAACUGGCAAAGUCCUGGCCAACUUUAAACACUCUAAUUAAAAUAAUUUGUAACUCCCUGGGAGCACUGAGUAAUCUGACCCUCGUCCUGGCAAUCAUCAUUUUCAUUUUUGCUAUAGUAGGGGUGCAACUUUUUGGGAGAAGUUAUGCGCUCAACUGCACUAAAAUAGCCAAAGACUGCAAGCCACGCUGGCACAUGAAGGACUUUUUCCAUUCAUUCCUCGUCAUUUUCCGAAUUCUGUGUGGAGAAUGGAUUGAGACCAUGUGGGACUGCAUGGUGGUGGCUGAACCAUCACUGUGUCUUGUUGUCUUUCUGCUGGUCAUGGUGAUGGGAAAUUUAGUGGUUCUCAACCUUUUCAUUGCACUGCUGCUGAGCUCUUUUAGUGCUGACAGUCUCCAGACAACAGAGGAUGAUGGAGAGAUGAACAAUCUUCGGAUUGCCUUCGCUCGCAUCCGCAAGGGAUUCCACUUUGCCAAGAGCGUGACGUGGGAUGCCUGCUGUAGGAAGCUCAGGCAGAUAAAGAAAGUGCACAGGAAGAAAAUCAAAUUGACUGCACAGAACUCAUUUGGGUUCAAGAGUGAAGAGAGAAAAAGUUGUAAAGAGAAUUACAAUAAUGAAUGGAUUGAGAAAAACGGGGACAAAUGCCCAGGUCUUGAAGAUUUUGUUAGACACCCCAACAUAUUUGUUUGUGUCCCUAUUGCUGAGGCAGAGAAUACAAGUGAGGGUUUUGAAGAUGAUGAUAAAAUGAGCACAUUUACUGACACAGAAUGCAGCAAACAGGAUGAAAAUCACCUCAGGCAAAGGGGAGACAGAGCAAAAAAUUCGGGCAGCUCGAGUAAAGCAUCAGGAUUUUCCUCUGAAGAAUUCAGUGUGCUUUAUCUAGAAAAGGACAGGAAGAGUGAACUCUCAUCACCAGAAGGAAAAGAGUUGGACACUGUCAGCUCUUCUGAAGUCAGCACAGUGGAUCUCACAAAUCCUGAAGAUGUUUUAAAACAGAUUCCAGCAUUUUCUGAAGACUUAAAGUCUCCAGAACAAUGUUUUCCAGAAGGCUGUGCUCGGUACUUUCAGUGUUGCCUGGGUAGGGCUGCCAAGUUUGGAGGAGAAACCUGGUGGAAUCUGAGAAAAACCUGCUACCAGAUUGUUGAGCAUUCUUGGUUUGAAACCUUUAUCGUGUUCAUGAUUCUUCUGAGCAGCGGAGCCCUGGCAUUUGAAGACAUCCAUUUAUAUAAGAGACAAAGAAUUCAAGCAGUAUUGUUAUUUCUUGACAAACUGUUCACUUUCAUUUUUGUUCUGGAGAUGCUCCUGAAGUGGGUGGCUUAUGGCUUCAAGAAGUAUUUCACCAAUGCCUGGUGCUGGCUGGAUUUCCUCAUUGUAGAUGUGUCUUUGGUAAACCUCUUUGGCAGUACCUUUGGCCCCAUGAAAUCCCUGAGGACUCUGAGAGCUCUGAGACCCUUGAGAGCACUGUCACGGUUUGAGGGAAUGAGGGUUGUGGUCAACGCUCUCCUGGGAGCCAUCCCUUCCAUCAUGAAUGUUCUGCUCGUCUGCCUCAUCUUCUGGCUCAUCUUCAGCAUCAUGGGAGUGAACCUCUUUGCUGGGAAGUUUGGGAAAUGUGUCAACAUGACAGAUGAAAAUUCCGAAAUAAGUACCGACGUCAAGAACAAAACAGACUGUGAGACGUAUAACACCACUGGAAAAAUAUUCUGGGUCAACGUUAAAGUCAAUUUUGAUAAUGUUGGCUCUGGCUACCUGGCUCUUCUUCAGGUGGCAACAUUUAAGGGUUGGAUGGACAUCAUGUAUGCAGCAGUAGAUUCACGAGAGAAAGAUGAUCAGCCAGACAUGGAGAGCAAUCUGUAUAUGUAUCUUUACUUUGUGAUCUUCAUCAUCUUUGGAUCGUUUUUCACCCUGAACCUCUUUGUUGGUGUGAUCAUUGACAACUUCAACCAGCAGAAGAAAAAGAUAAGUGGGGAAGAUAUCUUUAUGACAGAAGAACAGAAAAAAUACUACAAUGCAAUGAAAAAGUUGGGAUCCAAGAAACCUCAAAAACCCAUUCCAAGACCCUUGAACAGAUACCAAGGUUUCCUUUUCAACAUUGUAACAUCCCAAAUGUUUGAUGUUGUCAUCAUGGGUCUCAUCUGUCUCAACAUGGUCACGAUGAUGGUGGAAACCUAUGAGCAAAGUGAAACAAAGACAAACGUCCUCAGCAAAAUCAAUAUACUCUUUGUUACCAUCUUCACUGCAGAAUGUGUGCUGAAAUUGCUGGCUCUGAGGCAGUACUAUUUCUCAAAUGCCUGGAACAUAUUUGAUUUAGUUGUUGUUAUUAUGUCACUUGUUGCCUUACUGCUUUCCAGCAUUGGCAAAGCCUUUGAACAUUUUUUACCACCCACACUCUUCAGAGUCAUUCGUUUGGCUCGGAUUGGCCGGAUCCUGAGACUCAUCCGAGGAGCCAAAGGAAUUCGAACUCUGCUCUUUGCCUUAAUGAUGUCCCUACCUGCCCUGUUCAACAUUGGCCUCUUGCUGUUCCUGGUCAUGUUCAUUUAUGCCAUUUUUGGCAUGGCUAACUUUGCCUAUGUGAAGAUGGAAGGUGGCAUUGACGAUAUGUUCAACUUCCAAACCUUUGCUAACAGCAUGCUCUGUCUCUUCCAAAUCACCACGUCAGCUGGCUGGGAUGGUCUUCUCAGUCCUAUUUUAAACACUGGGCCACCAUUCUGUGAUCCAAACAUAAAUGGUACCAUAGGUGAAUGUGGUAAACCUGCCAUAGGUAUUAUUUAUUUUGUUAGUUACAUCAUUAUAUCAUUUCUCAUUGUUGUAAACAUGUAUAUAGCCGUUAUUCUGGAGAACUUCAAUGCUGCCACUGAGGAAAGUGCAGAGCCUUUAGGGGAAGAUGACUUUGAUAUCUUUUAUGAAAUCUGGGAGAAGUUUGAUCCUGAGGCAACUCAGUUCAUCACUGUCUCUGCACUUUCAGACUUUGCAGAUGCUCUGCCCCAGCCUCUGUGCGUACCAAAACCAAACAAAGCUGAACUCACAGCAAUGGACCUGCCUGUGGUCAGCGGGGACAAGAUACACUGCUUGGAUAUCUUGUUUGCUUUCACCAAGAGGGUGUUGGGAGAUUCUGGAGACCUGGAUAGUCUGAAAGUACAGAUGGAGGAGAAAUUCAUGGCCGCCAAUCCGUCCAAACAAUCCUACGAGCCAAUAUCGACGACGCUCAGCCACCGGCAGGAGGAAGCGUCGGCCACGGUGAUCCAGCGUGCCUACAGGAGCCACCUGCUGCAGCGCUCCCUCAGACAGGCCUCCUACCUGUACCAGCACAGAACUCACAGCUCUGACACCCUGGGACAUGCUGCUCCUGAAAAGGAAGGACUCAUUGCAUCUAUGCUGAGUGCAAAUUAUGGUAGGAGUCCUGUCAGGUCUGAAACUUCGUCCUCGGUGUCCAUCCCCCCGUCGUAUGACAGUGUCACAAGAGAGAGUAGUGGCAGUCUCAUGGUUGAGAAUGGAGAAAUGAUGGGCAGUCAUCAAUCUCCAGACAUUAAGUAG
Messenger RNA from Sturnus vulgaris (Common starling), 5592 nucleotides. Lineage: Eukaryota; Metazoa; Chordata; Aves; Passeriformes; Sturnidae. The record is from RefSeq and is a predicted model, not a curated record.